GGGGGGCCGCGGUACCCGGAUCUGGGCAGGAGGCGGGCGGAGGCCGGGCAAUGCGCCCGCAGCCAUGAGCAGCGGCCCCGGCCGUGGGGCCUCGCCGCCCUCCCCGGCCCCCCCAGGGCCCCCCCUGGGACCCCAAGCCAUGCAGCAGGUCCUCGACAACCUCCUGGGCCUCCCCAGUGCCCCCGGUGCCGCCGACCUCGACCUCAUCUUCCUGCGGGGCAUCAUGGAGAGCCCCAUAGUGCGCUCCUUGGCGAAGGCCCACGAGCGGCUGGAGGAGACGAAGCUGGAGGCGGUGCGGGACAACAACGUGGAGCUGGUGCAGGACAUCCUGCGUGACAUCGGGCACCUGGCGCGCCAGGACAGCGCCGCGGCCGAGCUGGCACGCAUCCUGCGCGAGCCGCACUUCCAGUCCCUGCUGGAGACCCACGACUCGGUGGCCUCCAAGAGCUACGAGACCCCCCCGCCCAGCCCCGUGCUGGACCCCACCUUCAACAACCAGCCCGUGCCCCCCGACGCCGUGCGCAUGGUGGGCAUCCGCAAGGUGGCCGGGGAGAACCUGGGGGUGACGUUCCGGGUGGAGCGGGGGGAGCUGGUGAUCGCCCGCAUCCUGCACGGGGGCAUGGUGGCCCAGCAGGGCCUGCUGCACGUGGGGGACGUCAUCCGGGAGGUGAACGGGCGCGAGGUGGGCAGCGACCCGCGGGCGCUGCAGGACAGCCUGCGCCACGCCAGCGGCAGCGUCGUGCUCAAAAUCCUGCCCAGCUACCAGGAGCCCCACCCGCCCCGGCAGGUCUUCGUGAAGUGCCACUUCGACUACGACCCGGCCUCCGACAGCCUCAUCCCCUGCAAGGAGGCCGGGCUCCGCUUCGCCGCCGGGGACCUGCUGCAGAUCGUCAACCAGGAUGACCCCAACUGGUGGCAGGCAUGCCACGUGGAGGGGGGCAGCGCGGGGCUCAUCCCCAGCCAGCUGCUGGAGGAGAAGCGCAAAGCCUUCGUGAAGCGGGACCUGGAGGUGCCCCCCGCGUCCGGGGCCUUGUGCGGCAGCCUCAGCGGGAGGAGGAAGAAGAGGAUGAUGUACCUGACCACCAAGAACGCCGAGUUUGACCGCCACGAGCUGCUCAUCUACGAGGAGGUGGCGCGGAUGCCGCCCUUCCGUCGGAAAACCCUGGUGCUCAUCGGCGCCCAGGGCGUGGGGCGCCGCAGCCUCAAGAACAAGCUGCUCAUGUCCGACCAGGCGCGCUACGGCACCACCAUCCCCUACACGUCGCGGAAGCCGAAGGAGAGCGAGAAGGAUGGGCACGGGUACCGCUUCGUGUCACGGGGCGAGAUGGAGGCAGACAUCAAGGCCGGGCGCUACCUGGAGCACGGCGAGUACGAGGGCAACCUCUACGGCACCAAGAUCGACUCCAUCCGCGCCGUGGUGGACGCGGGCAAGAUGUGCAUCCUGGACGUCAACCCCCAGGCGGUGAAGGUGCUGAGGACGGCCGAAUUCGUGCCCUACGUGGUGUUCAUCGAAGCCCCCGGCCCCGACACGCUGCGCGCCAUGAACCGGGCAGCGCUGGAGAGCGGCGUGGCCACCAAGCAGCUCACGGAGGCGGACGCCAGGCGGACGGUGGAGGAGAGCGGCCGCAUCCAGCGCGGCUAUGGCCACUACUUCGACCUCAGCCUCACCAACGACGACCUGGAGCGCACCUUCGGGCGCCUGCGCCAGGCCAUGGAGCGCCUGCGCGUCGAGCCCCAGUGGGUGCCCGUCAGCUGGGUCUACUAGUGCCCCCCCCCCGUGCCAUGAGUGUGCCAAGGAGGACCUGAGAGGGGGGUUUGGGGUCUGCAGACCCCCCCCCGUCCCCGUGCCCAGCCCCUCUCUCCCUCCCACCCACUCCCAGAUUGUUCUUUUUUUUUAUUUAUUUUUGUUUUUUAUUUUGGGGGGGGGGAGGCACAAGCAGGUGGUGGGGCUGCCCCCCCUUCCUGUGCCCACACAGCUAAUUCACUGCCAAAACUUGCCCCCCUCCUUCCAGCCACUUUGUUCCAGUGCCCCCCCCAGGCCCCCACCCUGGGGUGCCCAAGGUGCUGGGUGGCCCCUGCCUCAGUUUCCCCAUGGGAACACCCCCACCCCCCCCCGGGAGGGAUCUGCGCCCAGCCCUCCUGCUGUCCCCACCCCCCUUUGCCCCACAUCACCCCUUCCCAGGUAGCAAUAACCCCCCCCGAGGAUCCCUACCGUGUAAUUAGCCCUCAAUUAACUCUGUAAUUAAUGAGCCCUGUAAUUAAGCCCUGGGGUGCUGCUGGGGGUGUCUGGGGGGGGUGAUGCCAGGGGACGGGGACACGGGGGGAGCGCAGGGUCUGGCUGCGUGGGUGGGUGCACGUCAGUGUGCACAUGCGUGUGCCCAGCCCGGGGGCUCUGCGCUGCCUCCGCUGUGUCCCCUUUGUCCCCGUGCCCCCGUCCUGCGGGGACACCCCGGGGUGCCCACGUCCCCGUCCCCAGGUUGCUCCUUUUUGGUACUUUGCUGUGACUUUUAUUAAAGAUCAAGGAGAGAAAA
Messenger RNA from Anas platyrhynchos (mallard), 2531 nucleotides. It is a transcript of the gene MPP2, whose product is annotated as MAGUK p55 scaffold protein 2. The record is from RefSeq and is a predicted model, not a curated record. NCBI's taxonomy places the organism in Eukaryota, Metazoa, Chordata, Aves, Anseriformes, Anatidae. Gene Ontology annotation, molecular function: protein binding.